CUGCUUAUGCUACUUGUACGUCACUUCCUGUAACGCUUUCUGUGCGAGUUUUGUUCAAAGAUGGCGUCCGUGCAGCUAACGGACGAGGAGCUUUUCACCGAGUUAAAACGCCUCGGCUUUACCCCGGGCCCGGUUACGGAGAAUACCCGGCCCGUGUACUUAAAAAAGCUCAAAAAGCUACGCGAGGAGCAACAACAGCGGUCCAGGGGCCUGAAAGGGAGAAACGGCAGCAGCGUCAACAACAGCAGCAGCAGCACUGGCGGCGGUAAUAACGGCCACACAGCGACGGGAGCCUCGGCGUUCCGGGCUCGGCCGACGGCCAGUGACGUCACACACGUGAACUCGACUCGAAGCCCAGGCGCUCGGCCGCUUUUGAACGAAAAGCGAGCACACAGGAGCGGAAAGUUCGUCUUGGGAUUUAGCUCAGACGAGUCAGACGCGGAGGCGCCGCAGAAGAAGGGAGGCCUGAACCACAGCCUCAGCAGGAGAGACCGAGGCUCGGCGCUACACUCGGUAAGGCCUACACAGGAGACACCUACCGCCGCCGCACGCAGAAGUACCGGUCUCGGUUUAAACAGUAGCAGCAAAUCCCACCUCGGGUUUCCGGAGAGCAGGAGAAGCGCCCUCGGGUCUCAAUGGUGGACAGACCGGGGGAAAUCAAGCUUCGAGGACUCGCACUGCGAUGUGGCAGUGGAUAAGGAUGACGGCGAGCCGGAGGAAACGGACAAUCUCGAAGAGGAGACCGAGAGGACCGGGAGGACUCUGAACGGUAGUAAAGGGGCUUACAGCAACAAGAUCUCUGGGGAUUAUUCUGAUUCAGACGAAGAGGAAGACGAGGGGGAGGAACGGGAACGCCGACGCGAGCGCCGUCUGCUCUCCAGACGAAGUGUGUCGAAGUUCACGUCCACUCCGUACAGAAGCGUCUGGGAGUCGGGGCGCGUCCGGGAAAAGGUGGCAGACACCAUGUCCGGCUCGACUAGUCUAGACAUGGCGAAUGAGUGGGGGAAGGACGACUUAGAAACGAGCGAGUUGACCGGGAGCUAUCUGAAAAACUCUCGGUUCACGAGUGUAAACGGCGAGGAGAGCAGCAGCAAAAACGGCGGGGAGGCCGCGGCGAGCAGCGGGAGCUUCAGCUCCGGACUCAGACCUCGGUUUUCGUCCUAUAACAGCCUGGCCUCGACGUACGCCUUCAACCACUCGAACCACACAGGCUCCAACCAUAACUACAGCCACAAACGGAAGGCCACGGGUCCAGAGGAUGAGCUGCUCGAGCAGUUUAAACGGGACGAGGUGUCGGCCACCGGCGGCUUCAGCGCACACUACCUGUCCAUGUUCCUCCUGACCGCCGCCUGCCUCUUCUUCGUGCUGCUCGGCCUCAUGUACCUGCGCAUGCGGGGCUCUGGCGCCUCAGACACAGUUAUGGGCAGAAGCCACCCAUUUGGUGCAGAUUUUGAUCAAUCAUAUAGCCAUACAGAGAAAGACACCAUUCUCAGUCUUCUGCUCCAUCUGCAUGACUAUCUGGCCAAUACUGCAGGUGAACAUGACUGCAAAGAUCUCAAUGAGCCAUUAAACAGAAGUGUCUCCUUGUCUGAAGCCACCAAGUAUCUGAAGAUGCAAAAUAAAAGCUAUGAAGGUUGGAUAGUCACAGCCAUGGAGUGGAUCAUUAGAACUGGAGAUAUUUGUGGUAUAAGGUUGAUUGCAGAUAACCCUAUGCAACUAGUGGAGGACGUGUCUGACAUCACUCGUCUGGAGUCCACUCACCCUCGCAUGUCCUUCAUUUGCCGCUUUCGACGAGCCUUCUUCACUGUGAUCUACAGAGUGCUCCUCAUCCUUGCUGGAAUUGCCAUUGUUUAUGCCGUACUGCGUUACAUGAAGUACCGAUGGAGGAGGGAGGAGGAGGAGACCAGGCAGAUGUAUGACAUGGUGGAGAGAAUCAUAGAUGUCCUGAGGAGCCAUAACGAGGCGUGCCAGGAGAAUAAGGACCUGCAGCCUUAUCUGCCCAUUCCUCAUGUGCGAGACUCUCUCGUUCAGCCUCAGGACAGGAAGAAGAUGAAGAAAGUGUGGGCCAGAGCUGAGACUUUCCUCUCUCGAAACGAGUCUCGCAUCCGGACAGAAACACAGAGGAUUGGAGGAGCUGAUUUCCUGGUGUGGCGGUGGCUCCAGCCUCCCUUAUCUUGUGACAAGACGUGCAAUAUGCCUUCCAAAGUAUGGCAGGGAAAAGCAUUUCCUCUGGAUCGAAGGAAUUCGCCACCAAACAGCUUAACACCGUGUCUGAAAAUUCGCAACAUGUUUGACCCUGUAAUGGAGGUGGGGGAAAACUGGCAUCUUGCCAUUCAAGAAGCCAUUUUGGAGAAAUGCAGUGAUAAUGAUGGGAUCGUCCACAUUGCUGUUGAUAAGAAUUCACGAGAGGGCUGUGUUUAUGUGAAGUGCCUUUCAGCAGAGCACUCUGGGAAGGCUUUCAAGGCAUUGCAUGGCUCUUGGUUUGAUGGAAAGCUGGUGACUGUUAAGUAUCUGCGUCUUGACCGCUACCACCAGCGUUUCCCACAGGCCUUGGGCUGUAACACACCCCUGAAACCGUCCAGCUCCAGCAUGAACACCAUGGCCCGGCUACACCAGCGCUCCAGCACAUCCAGUUUCCUCAGUUUCUCCUGAGCUCUAACCAUGAAAUCUUGUGUUCUGUCUCUCUCUCUCACUCUCUCUCUCUCUCUCUCUCUCUCUCUCUCUCUCUCUCUCUCUCUCUGACAGUCUCCCCCUCUCCUGGGUCCUUCCUUGCAGUUGGAGCCAUGUUCAGGAGCUUUUUUCAUCAUGGUGGUCUUUUGUAAGCAGGUCUGAACUGACUGUUUGCUGCAACCCUGUCAGCUUGUUUGUCUUGGAGUUGGAGCUAAAGAUUUGUGCGCAGAGAACAUGUUGGGAGAUGCCGGAGCUUUGCUUAGGACAGCUAGUCAUGCAUAUCCCUCCUCUCAAACGUUGGUGCAAUGGACACAAUUAUCUAUAUUAUACUUUUUUUUUUCUUUUCUUUUUGUUGUUUUUGUUUUUUAAACAGACUGGCUUUAUGGAUUAAACAAGGAAACAUGGCUUCCAAUUUAUUCUAAUAUUCAGAUUUGAGGAUAUGAGAGAGAACUGAAGCUGCUGUCUGUGGUUCUACUCUUGUCUCUUUUUGUUUCUCCAGUUUACUCCUCUCCUUGGUCAAAAGGAGUUCUGUUGGGCUAUACAUAGCUGCAUGUGCUGGUUCCAAUAUCCCUAUAUUUAUGCUUUAAAUUGUAUCAUAUAACGUGGAUGUUUAUUUCCCUGAAGACUUUUUAACUUUAUGUAUUUCCUUUCUUUGUAGUUUUUAGUCCAAAACAAUGGCAUGCACACACUCUAAAAGGGGUGCUGUAAAUAUUUGUUGAAUGGUGGUGGUUGAAAUUGUCUGUAUAAAACUGCAGAUUGUCAUAAGCUCUAAUUCAUUUCUUACCAACAGAUGAGUGAAAGGACGUGUCCGAGGGGAUGCCGUGACCACUCGAUCAUGCUAUACAAGCCGCUUGGUUUUGAAAAGUGUGUAGAGUUGGCUUAUUCUAUAAUUUAAUGCGUGAUACCCCCACUUCAUCCAUUUCUCACCUCAGUCUUGCCAUUUUGAUUGUAUUCCAUCGUACUCUAGUGUAUUAUUAUUAUUAUUAUUAUUAUUAUUACUAUUAUUAUUAUUUUCCUUAUAUUUUGAAAGUUAUGCAUUUUCAUUGUGAUUGGUGCAGUUUGAUUGUUUUGACAUUUUUUCCCCCCUCACCCACAGACAUCCUCUGGCCACCAGAGUGAUUUAGUGUGCAGCUAAAGUAUUCCACAUGAUCAGGAUCAGCAAAUCUGGUCAGGUGUUGAAGUUUGUUGCCAUUUCCACCCUUCUUUGUGCAUUUUGUUUCAUAGUCCUUUGAAAGGGGGACAGAUAAGCCAUGCUGAUCUUCACAAAGCGUGUCAUGUUUUGUUUAUAUACGGUGGGGGUUCAUUUGAGAUUAAUAAAGUGUAAGUUUGUAAGAAAUAUUGUCCCCAAUUAAUUAUCAAGAGUCAGAGUAACUCCUACAGCACAUACAAAAGGUAUAGUAAUUUGACUGUAUCAAAAUUGCAGAGGGUGGGUCAUUUGACCAAGUAGUUACAUGAUGGGUUUGGUAACUCUGUCCCAAAGUUCUCCAUUAUUUAAAACUAAAUUAUUUUGGUUAUUAUUGCUAUAAGAAAUGCAGUGCAGAUGGAGUGGAGUAUUUGCAGUGAGAUGUACAAGCAAUGCACAGAAACAUAGUGCACUGUUCUCUGCAGCAAAUAACCAAAUCGUGCCUUAAUUUUGUGCUGUUUUAGGGACUGGCGCUGCACUUGUUGGGAAUCUAUUUACAUUUUUUAAAUUUUCCAAAUUUAAAUAUAACCAUUUGAAAAGCAGAGGUAGUCAAUUCCUUAUUAAAACUCCUGAGUAUAGUGUGCAUUUAGAAAAGUGCCCAUGAGAUGUCUAGUCAAAUGUACACUCAUGGGUGCAGUUAAUAUUAACUGUUCAUCAGUUUGGUCAUCAAGGCUACACACUAUAAUGUCCCCCAGUGCAUGCACAGGGUUUUUUUUUUUUUUCCUUUUCUUUUUUGAGUGUAGGGUUUGACAUUUUAAUUUAAACAAUUGUAUGAUCUUUUCAGAGCUGAUGUGUAAGAAAUAAACAUGCUAAAAAUGCAGACACAAGUUGUUACUGUACUUGCACUCAGUGUAAUUUGCUUUGUGUCCAUAGCCCAGUGUUGCCUGUUUACCUGUUACCCUUUUCUCCCCCCAACACCCCCCAUGCAAGCUGUAAAUUGAGUAAAUGUAACUUGAUUUGGUGUGGCACGACUUGAAACGGUGCCCGACUUGCAUCUCCAUUAUUGAUGUUUUUUUUUUCCUUUCUCCCCCCUCUAUGAUGUACAUUUUUAUCUGUACAAAGUAAUAUUAUGCAGCAGCAGUCUCAGCACAGUGUAUGGUUUUGACCAAGAUCCCUGACCUGCAAGCCAGAGGGGAAAGUGAACAAUAAUCCAGGCUUUUUAAAGCUUCAGAUUGUUUUAAUGUAAUUUUGUCACUUGUUAAACCUGCUCUAAUUAAAGGUUUAUUAGGGGUUUUUAAUUUGAA
Ictalurus furcatus (blue catfish) is the source of this 5097-nucleotide messenger RNA. It is a transcript of the gene lemd3, whose product is annotated as LEM domain containing 3. Gene Ontology annotation, molecular function: chromatin DNA binding. Lineage: Eukaryota; Metazoa; Chordata; Actinopteri; Siluriformes; Ictaluridae. The record is from RefSeq and is a predicted model, not a curated record. Gene Ontology annotation, biological process: negative regulation of BMP signaling pathway; nuclear envelope organization. Bases 61 to 2652 code for a protein of 863 amino acids. Gene Ontology annotation, cellular component: nuclear inner membrane. The transcript is spliced from 13 exons.